AUGGCAACCACUCCACGGCCUCAACUAGAACUUGCGCCGACACGAAGUUGCGCUACUUGUGUGGUCUCCAACGCCAUUCAUAACGGCCCAGUAGAACCGCCCGACCAUCCGAAUGCGGUUCGUUCUUCACACUGGGCUAUGACACUGACAGACUCUCCUUCAUGA
Molecule: messenger RNA, 165 nt
Organism: Laetiporus sulphureus 93-53
Lineage: Eukaryota; Fungi; Basidiomycota; Agaricomycetes; Polyporales; Laetiporaceae
Exons: 2
Coding region: 1-165 (54 amino acids)
Source: RefSeq, a predicted model, not a curated record